UUAUUUUAUUGUUUGCUCCAUUUAGCUCUUAUUUCCGUGCUUACUAUCGUAGGUGUAACAGCCAUGAAUCAGGUCUUCCCCUUUAUGUUUGUACUCUUUAUGAUAUUUCUAGGACUGUACCCCGGAACACAGAGCCAACGGGUGCCAACGAUCCCAACUUUCCCUCCAUUUUGUGCAGCUCAGAUUGGAAUUGCAAAUCAUGCGUGCUAUAUGCUGCCAUUCAUAUCCAUCCAUCCAACCUCUCAUCCAUCCCCGACACUUUCUCCUCUAUUGCCUCUGUCUCUGACUCUCUCUCCUCCUAUACAUCCUUCCUCGGACAAAUCAGGUGGCGGUGGUCACAACCACGGGCACGAUGACGAUCACAAUCACGAUCACGGGCACGGGCACGAUGACGAUCACGAUCACGGUCAUAAUCACGGGCACGAUCACGAUCACGGUCAUGGGCACGAUCACGGUCACGGGCACGAUCACGGUCACGGGCAUGAUCACGAUCACGAUCACGGUCACGGGCACGGGCACGGGCACGGGCACGGUCACAGGAAUGGAGAAAUGCAUAUUAAACGUAAAUGUUGCCGAUCGUUAAAAGGUGUUGACCCGUUCUGUGUUUGUGGAUUGCUGAUGCGCUUGCCACCUUUUCUUUCAAGACCUCUACACAAUUACACAAUCGUGGUUGAAGAUUCAUGUAAUGUGAUUUUCCAGUGCGGAUCGAGUUGGUUGAAGGUCUAAAUGUUAUCUGUUACUGUUAAAGAGUAACUUAUGAUACUAUGUUUUAAUAAAAGGUGUUUCACUUUGGUAAAUUGAGUA
Olea europaea var. sylvestris is the source of this 804-nucleotide messenger RNA. RefSeq names its product annexin B11. Bases 64 to 726 code for a protein of 220 amino acids. The transcript has 2 exons. NCBI's taxonomy places the organism in Eukaryota, Viridiplantae, Streptophyta, Magnoliopsida, Lamiales, Oleaceae. The record is from RefSeq and is a predicted model, not a curated record.